AUGCGCCGCUGCCCCUCGAGAACCAUCGGCCGUCCUCGUUCCGCAGCGGCGAGCGGACUCCACUUCGAGCUCGUCCUCGACGUCUUCCGCUGCGGCAGCAACAACGACUGGUUCGACAGGCGGCCAGGUCUGUACAAAUCUCAUGUAGCGAACACGCCGAUGGUGGUCAUGUGGAACAACCCGGACGGAACCGUGACGCUCUCGCAACGGACGGCGUCGUCGGAGACGGUGAUGCCCACCCUCGACAGCAGUCCUCCACGGACCGCGACGGUCGAUGUCAACACGUUCGUUCUCAGCAUCGGAGCGAAGCUGCAGUACGGCUUCACGAUCCCGAGAGACAACAGUUCGCUGUCGUCAAUACCGAUCCUGUGGGCGUUCAGCCAGACGAACCCGGAGGACACAUCACAGAACGCAACACUAGUCAUACACGACGAUACCGGGACAGCGACGCUUGACCUCUCGCAGGCACUGAGCACGUCGAGCUCGGCGGCGGAGACACGGUGUCACGCCGGGCUCGUGGCGGGACUCGUGGCGAGUACGACUUUCUUGGUGCUGUGGACACUGUAG
Molecule: messenger RNA, 567 nt
Organism: Epithele typhae
Lineage: Eukaryota; Fungi; Basidiomycota; Agaricomycetes; Polyporales; Epitheliaceae
Exons: 4
Coding region: 1-567 (188 amino acids)
Source: RefSeq, a predicted model, not a curated record